AUGUCCGAAACAGCCGUGGCAACGACCGCGGUCGUCGACUUUAAGCAGGACAAUAUCCCGCUUAGUUCCGGGUCCGGCAAGGAGAAGGAUAUGCUGUUGCCGGAGGACGGAGAGAGCUCCAGUAAGAGCCGAGGGCUCCUCAAGGUGCCGUCGCGAUCGUCAUCUCAACAGCGGAACCAGUCUUCGCCGACUACGACUGGCUUGAGCGGCGCUACCAUCACCGAUCCACGAAGCAGUAUCGGCAGCAGGUCCAGAGAAUCCAAGGGCAGCUUUUUGGAUAGACAGCGAAACGGCAGCUCCAGUGGCGAGGCUGAACCUGCUCGCACAGCCGACAUUUCCCAGCCCAGCUCUCCGUCCGCAAGCGAGCAGAAACGAAAGAGGAAGAAGAGCAGUGGGUUCCUGGCUCUGUUAGGAUGCUGCGUCGUGCCCGACUCGGCAAACGCCGUCGACUCGCCUCAGGGGAUUCACAAACUGGAUAAAUUGCCCCCUCGACCGACAACAGCCAAGUCAAGAACACACACUCCUCAAGACCAGACGCCGGCGAAGCAGAGCAACGAAAAGCCCCCCGUUCCAGCAACCACCGCACCCCAGGGCAAGGACCAUGGUAUCUCGUCGAGCAGCGCUCAGGACCAGACCAAGUUGGAGGAACAAACGACCCAGGAAGCGAAGCAUGUCGCCCCCGCCGUUACAGUCGACCCCCCAAGCCCUCUGCCUGAACCGAACGAGGAGGUUCGAGAAAUCGAAGAGGUGGUUGACGACGUCGAGAUGCGAGAUGUGCCAGCGGUGGAAGAGGCCCAUGAGGUGCAGCCUGAGGUAGUACGACAAGAGGCUCACGAAGUCGCGCUCCCUCCGCCUCCACCUGGCCCUGGCCCAAGUCCCCUAGUGACUACGGCGCUUCCCCUUACAGAUGAGGGCCCUUCAGCACCAGAGCCUCAAAAAUGGCUAUUACCCCCCAUUACCCCUGAACUCAAAGGAAGAAAAUGUCUAGUUUUGGACCUCGACGAAACCUUGGUCCACAGUUCAUUCAAGAUUCUUCAUCAAGCGGACUUCACAAUACCGGUUGAAAUUGAAGGCAAUUAUCAUAACGUGUAUGUCAUUAAGCGACCUGGUGUAGACGAGUUUAUGAAGAGAGUUGGAGAACUUUACGAAGUAGUGGUCUUUACGGCAUCAGUCUCAAAGUAUGGCGAUCCUCUGCUAGACCAAUUAGAUAUACACAAUGUUGUUCAUCAUCGUCUAUUCCGAGAGAGCUGCUACAACCACCAAGGAAACUAUGUCAAGGACCUUUCACAAGUUGGGCGAGAUUUGAAGGACACCAUCAUCAUCGACAACUCGCCAACCUCCUACAUAUUCCACCCCCAGCACGCUGUUCCAAUCAGCAGCUGGUUUUCCGACGCGCACGACAACGAGCUGCUCGACCUUAUACCCGUCCUUGAAGACCUCGCUGGCCCCAACGUUGCCGACGUCAGCCUGGUUCUUGAUGUCACUCUCUGA
Messenger RNA from Trichoderma harzianum CBS 226.95, 1491 nucleotides. RefSeq lists its product as hypothetical. Gene Ontology annotation, molecular function: phosphoprotein phosphatase activity. NCBI's taxonomy places the organism in Eukaryota, Fungi, Ascomycota, Sordariomycetes, Hypocreales, Hypocreaceae. The record is from RefSeq and is a predicted model, not a curated record. Gene Ontology annotation, cellular component: plasma membrane. Bases 1 to 1491 code for a protein of 496 amino acids. The transcript has 3 exons.